AUGUUAACAAUUACUUCUUCCAUGAUUAUACAUCACUAAUACUUUCUCUUUAUUUUAAGGUCUUUAUGAGAAAACAAACUUUGCCAGUCUCUUUCUUGCUAAAUCAAACCCCAAGUCCCAGUACUAUUGGAUGAAGUGGCUUUCUGAAUCAGCCUUCCAAGGUUUCACUGAAGCUGUGAGGGGAGGGAUAUGUUACUGUGAUAUGCAGAACCAUGAAAGUGGUUACCACAUUCAAACCAUUGUUACCAGACAAAAUGUUUUAGAAGAGAAUUAUUUGAACAACGGUCAAACUUUUUUGCAAAUCAGAUCUGCUGACUUGGACACCAAAGAGUUAACACUUUAUUUUAAGGACUAAGCAUUUGCAAGGAAGCCAAGCAUCAAAUAAAUACACCCUAGGGUUCAAAGUGCUCCUUCUGAUACUAUCAAAGGGAGGGCAUUGUCUCUAGCAAAAUACGGACUCCGCUGUCAAUAACUCCAGUGCAUCUUGACAGCAGCAAAGAAGAAUGAGUGUUACAGAAGACACAGAAACUAUUAGAACCUUAUUUCGGCAGCAGCAUGGGUUUCUCAUGUCAAAGAUUAUGUUCACUGCCUGUGAGCUGGGAGUAUUUGAUCUGCUCUUGGAGUCGGGAGAACCCCUGAGCUCAGGGGCCAUUGCCGAACGCCUCGGCACCAGCCCCAGUGGAACGGAGAGGCUGCUGGAGGCCUGUGUGAGCUUAAAGCUCCUGAGGAUGGAGAGGAAGGACAGCGAAGGCUUUUAUGGUAACACAAACCUUGCUAAUCUCUAUCUUGCUAAAUCAAGCCCAAAGUCUCAAUAUCAUUACCUGAAGUACUAUUCUGAAGUCAUCUAUCCAGGUCUGCAGUUCUUGACUGACAUUGUGAGGGAAGGGGAAGGACUAUUUUCGAAAACACAUGGCAUGUUACCAAACAGUUUUUUUGAGGCUUUUUACAGAUCAGAGGAAGAGAUGCAAAGAUUUUCUGAUACCAUGGAUGAUGCCUGGAAUUUGUAUGGUAGAGAAGUGAUGUCUGCAUUUAGUCUUUCUCAUUUUCCACUCAUUUAUGAUUUGGGAGGGGACUUUUUUGAAGACCCGGUUCCUGAAGCUGACCUGUAUAUUUUGGCUCGGAUUCUGCAUGACUGGGAGGAUGAAAAGUGUUUGCAGCUGCUAACCAAACUGCACCAAGCCUGCACGCCUGGCGGUGGAGUGCUAGUCAUUGAAAUGCUUCUCAAUGAGGACAGAUGUGGACCUUUUGAAGUCCACCUACACUCCUUGCUGAUGCUGGUCUUCACGGAGGGAAAAGAACGGACUCCAUCUGAAUACAAGGCGCUCUUCACUGCCGCUGGCUUCAAGGAUGUUCAGCACAAGAAAGGAAGCCGCUACGGCAUCAUUCUAGGAAGAAAACAGUAGUGUCCCUGCUUCAUUCUUGUUCAGUGCAUAAAAUAAGCUAAAAUAAUAAAACUUGUA
Molecule: messenger RNA, 1460 nt
Organism: Pogona vitticeps (central bearded dragon)
Lineage: Eukaryota; Metazoa; Chordata; Lepidosauria; Squamata; Agamidae
Source: RefSeq, a predicted model, not a curated record